Seminavis robusta is the source of this 642-nucleotide messenger RNA. The record is from the annotation of a GenBank genome assembly. NCBI's taxonomy places the organism in Eukaryota, Bacillariophyta, Bacillariophyceae, Naviculales, Naviculaceae.
AUGCUCAAGAGAAUCACAAAGGUUGCACUCAAUGCAAAGACAAAAAGUGAGAGAAAUGCAGCAUGGACUGAUAGAGAUGAACAGAGUAACAAGACCAAUAUUGUCCAGCUGUCCCUCACUCGGGCAUGUGUUUUGUCCGGCACAAUCACUCAAGGAAUUGUCAAAAGCAACAACGUCAUUUAUGGAUUCUCUGCUGAGUUGAAAGAAGCAUCUGCUCUAUUCAAGUAUGUGUCAGAAAAUAAUGAAGCAGAGGCAAAUAGAUGCAAACAAAAUUCUGAAACAGCGAUGGAAGUUGCUGUAUGCAUGGAAGCUGCAGAAGAGGGCACAGCAGCUUUCACUGAUUUGGAGAGAGGGGAGGCUGGUUUGUGGGUUUUGAUCCAUGGUCUUGUCAGUCCUUCUGGUUUGACAUUGAAUGGCAAAUUUGGCACCAUCUGCAUGGAUGGGUUGGAAGAGGGCCGAGUUGCAGUACAGGUGGAUGGAAUCAGUGCAUCCAAACGGAUCAAAAUAAAGAAUUUACUGGAGAUCCCAUUUUCGGAGAAGAAUGUGGCACUCAUUUCAACUUUGAUGGAAGAUGGCAAGUGGAGAUAUGUCAGAGUUUCCAGAGAACUAUUACUAGCUCGUUUCUUGGUGGAACGGAUGUGA